This is a messenger RNA of Brenthis ino (lesser marbled fritillary), 1119 nucleotides long. The record is from the annotation of a GenBank genome assembly. Lineage: Eukaryota; Metazoa; Arthropoda; Insecta; Lepidoptera; Nymphalidae.
AUGUAUACUUUUUUUAUACUUAUUUUCAUUGGCGUGAUUAACAUAUCCUUGUACGAGGCGCGCCCAAAGAUCAAUGCAAAUUUGAGAAAUGAACUGUACAAUUCAAAUUAUAGACCGAUCGACAGUCUCCAGACACUACGAGUACAUACAAAUCCAAAUCAGGGAUACGUUAUAGUAGAUGAAAAUCAAGAUGUGAAUAUUGGCAACGGCCAUAACAGACAUAACGCUGUUAUAGUGGAUGAAAGAUCAAGGCCAAGAUUUGAUGAAAAUACAAACAUGGAUGGCAUUUAUGGCAUUAAUUCAGGCAAACCUAACAUUCAAGGUUAUGGAAGCACUUUAGACAACAGGUACGGUACCGAUGAAACACCACAGUUUUACAACCCAAAACCAGGACAAUAUUCGCCAAACUACAGAAGAACAACUGAUAAAAAUACCAUAGGAAUUGGAAAUGAUAAUAUUGCAAAUUCAAAUCACGGAUAUACUAUAGCUGAUGGAAACCAGAUCUUGAAUUUUGGCAAUGGUCGAGACAAUAAUAACGUCCUUAUAGUGAAUAAAGGCUCGAGGCGUAAUUUUGUUGGAAGCAACGAUGACAUCAAUAAUCCUGCAACAUCUAAUAUUCAUAUUAACAAUCCUGAUUCAAAACAAAUAUAUACACCAAAUUUCAGGCAGACAUCUACUAUAAAUAGUAUAGGAAAUGGUAUUAAUAAUCGUAACAUAGUUAUGAUAAAUGACAAUGCAUAUGAAUUUAACCGAUCUCCCACUACAUUACACAAACAUAUUCAACAUAGUGCUGGAAAGCCAAAACUUGAUAGUUCAAUGUAUACUCAUUACAGCAAAAAUUUGCCGCUUUCUGAUACAGGGAUUACUUUAAAAAAUCAGGACGCAAAUGAAGGAAUGAAUGUUUUUGAUAAUAUUGGUCAUGGACCAGGAAAUAAUAAUAUAGUUAUUGUUAAUAGCAAACCUGUAUAUUCGAAUUCAAUGACUACUCCAACAAACUUAAUGAAUGUCCCACGACAAGGUGAACCGUUUGUCAAUAAUUUAAAUAACCAAAACAAAACUAUGUAUUAUAAUAAUAAUGAGAAACAUGAAGACUUUAAAGUAUUGCCACUUAAAAGAGUA